AUGCGUUGGGCUCUCACUAUCAAAAACAAACUUAGAUUUAUCAAUGGGAAAAUUCUCAAACCUUCCACUACUGCAGAUCCUCUGUAUGCCCCUUGGGAACGCUGCAAUAAUAUGGUGAUUGCUUGGAUACAACAGUUAGUCAACUUUGAACAUCAAUCGAGCAUCGCGCAUGCAGAAACUGCUGCUAGUUUGUGGAAUGAUCUUUGUGAACGAUUCUCAAUCCAAAAUGCUCCCAGAAUUUUUCAACUCACCAAAUCUAUCUCCUCACUCACACAGGAUGAUGAUUCGGUAAGUCAGUAUUACAACAAACUUAAGAGUUUUUGGGAUGAACUUGAAAUAUAUGAGCCUAUACCAUCAUGUACAUGCGGAGCAGUAAAAACACUAAUGGAUUAUACUCAUAGAAGCAAGGUCAUGCAGUUCCUCAUGGGACUAAAUGACUCUUAUGAUUCGAUCCGAGCUCAGAUUCUGCUCAAUGAUCUUCUCCUUGCCUUAAAUCGUGUUCUAUCUCUUGUUCAACAAAAGGAGAGGCACAGACAACUACACUCCUCACCAGCACCUAUUGCAAUGGCUGCCAAGGGACCAGAUCAAUGCAGUCCAUCUGCUUAUCAUAGAGAUCGAUUAUUUUACUCUCAUUGCAACAUCUCCAGACAUUCGUUGGAGCAAUGUUUCAAAGCAAACCCAAAUUUACCUGUGUGUUCUCAUUGCCGUAUACCGAGACACACCAAAGAAAGUGCUACAAGCUCAAUGGAUUUCCUCCCGGGCACAAAAGUAAUGCCAAAUAUAAAUCAUGAUCUCCCGGCUGUGCAUCUCUCUGAGGAUCACCCGGGCCUGGAACAUGUCCACGAAGACGCAGUCUCGAGUGUCCCGUGCUGCGUGAGAGGGUGGUGCUGCUGA
Juglans microcarpa x Juglans regia is the source of this 894-nucleotide messenger RNA. RefSeq lists its product as uncharacterized. The record is from RefSeq and is a predicted model, not a curated record. The transcript has a single exon. NCBI's taxonomy places the organism in Eukaryota, Viridiplantae, Streptophyta, Magnoliopsida, Fagales, Juglandaceae. The coding region runs from base 1 to 894 and encodes 297 amino acids.